This is a messenger RNA of Megalops cyprinoides (Indo-Pacific tarpon), 4004 nucleotides long. Its product is annotated as cartilage intermediate layer protein, nucleotide pyrophosphohydrolase. Bases 163 to 3708 code for a protein of 1181 amino acids. The record is from RefSeq and is a predicted model, not a curated record. Lineage: Eukaryota; Metazoa; Chordata; Actinopteri; Elopiformes; Megalopidae. The transcript is spliced from 10 exons.
CUCUCACUCCGCGCACAGACGCUCACCGGGCCUCAUCUCAGUUAAUACUUCUCCAGUCCUGCAAGGAGAUCUGCUGCCACACUAUAAUUAGCAUUUGAAGGGCCUGGUGCGUGAGGGUCAUUGCCAGAGGUCGAAGGUCAGAGGUGACUGAGGAGUGCAAGGAUGAGCUGCCUGUCAGUGAGGGCUUUCCUCCUGCUGGGACUAAUGUCCAGCACCUGGGCUCAAGGGACGUGGAGCCGCGGGCGGCAGAGAGGUCUGAGGACUGCCAGGCAGAACAAUCCCGCCCUUUACCACUCCGAAGAUGGCUCCGAGUGGAGCACCUGGUUCAACGUGGAUCACCCGGGGGGCCGCGGGGACUACGAGCAGCUGGACGCCAUCCGCUUCUACUACCGCGACCGCGUGUGCGAGUCGCCCCUCGCCCUGGAGGCCCGCACCACCGACUGGAUCCCCGCCCACAGCACCGGCGAGAGGGUGCACGUCGACCCCGCCCUCGGCUUCUGGUGCGCCAACGCCGAGCAGCCCGCCGGGCGCAACUGCUCCAACUACGCCGUGCGCUUCCUGUGUCCCAAAGGUGUUUCUGGGUCUGUAGCUCAGGAUGCGUGGGGUCCUUGGUCAGACUGGAGCCAGUGCUCUGCACAGUGUGGCCAGGAGGCUGUGCAAGUGCGCUCUAGGAGAUGCAAUUCACGCUCCCACCACUGGGAGCAGCAGUGCAGCGGCCCUACAGUGGAAGGCAGGGUGUGCAAAGGACCUUCUUGCCCAGUUCCAGCGUGCAGCCUGCACUGUGCGAUGGGCAGGGUGAACGCGGAGUGCGACGCGUGCAUGUGCGAGGACCACCUCCUGCUGGGCUCCGUCCGGAGUGCCGGGGGGCUGCCCGCCCCCGGGGCUGCCCUCCUCCGGCCCGGCCCCAACCCCAGGGUCCUCACCCGCACCGACCACAACGGCCACUUCCGCAUCCCGGGCGUGUGCCCCGACGGGAACGCCACGCUGACCGUCAGGCUGCAGAAGCACGCCCCGCUCACCGUCACCGUGCCCCACAGCGCCGAGCGCACCUCCGUCCUCCACGUCAAGCUGGACAGGGCAGAGAAACUCCAUGUCCUGAAGAACCCAGAGAGCAAAGCCCGGAGAGAGGGCCAGACAGCUGCUUUCUGCUGCAAAGUUGGCGGCACACCUGAACCAGACCGCUACCAGUGGUUUCACAAUGGCUCUCGGCUGGAGGUCACGCAGACGAAGGAUGAUGCCACUCUGGUGCUGAGGAAUCUGCGCAUGGACCAAGCCGGAGAGUACUACUGCAGGGCCACCAACGAAGCUGGAGCCAUCAAAUCCAAGCCAGCUAUACUCACUGUCAUAGGUAAAGAUGAACCUUCAUGCAAGCCUAAACCUGAAUCCUAUCUGAUCCGUUUGCCUCAUGACUGCUACCAGAACGAGAGCAGCUCCUUUUAUUACGAUGUGGGGAGAUGCCCCGUGGGCACGUGCGCAGGGCAGCAAGACAAUGGAAUCCGGUGCAAGGACUCUGUGGCAUACUGCUGCGGGGUAGCAAAGAUGGAGGAGCGGCAGAUAUCCUGCCAGGGCUACCAGCUGCCCACCAUGGUGGUCACCCAGUGCGGCUGCCAGAAGUGCGUGGACACCAAAGCCAUUGUGCGCGGGCGUGCCAUGGCGGCAGACAACGGGGAGCCAAUGAGGUUUGGCCACAUCUUCAUGAACGGUGUGAGGGUCAGCCGCACAGGCUACAAGGGCACCUUCUCCAUCCAGGUGCCUCAGGACACAGACAGGCUGGUGCUGACCUUCGUCGACCACAUGCAAAAGUUUGUGAACACCACCAAGGUGCUGCCAUUCAACAAGAAAGGCGGAGCUGUGUACCAUGAGAUAAAGCUGCUGAGGAAGAAGGCGCCAGUGACCCUGCGCUCAUCAGAGACCAACACACUCCAGCUGGGAGAAGUGGAGGGCCAGGACCCCAUCGCUGAGAUCCAGAUCCCCCCCAAUUCCUUCUACCGUGAGAACGGAGAGGUGUUUACGGGUAAUGUGAAAGCCAGUGUCACCUUUCUGGAUCCCAGAGACGUCUCAACGGCAAAUGCUGCACAAAGCGACCUUAAUUUCAUUGAUGACAAUGGCGACACACUUCCACUGAGGACGUAUGGCAUGUUUUCCGUGGAUUUCCGGGACGAGGAGGCGGAUGAACCUUUGAAUGCGGGUGAGGUCAAGGUGCUCAUGGACGCGGCCCAGGUGAAGAUGCCCGAACACCUGAGCACCAUGAAGCUGUGGUCCCUGAAUCCAGACACAGGCCUCUGGGAGGAGGAGGGUGACUUCCACAUGGAGAAGAAGAGGAGAGGGAAACGGGAGGAGAGGACCUUCCUCAUAGGGAACAUGGAGAUCAGGGAGAGGAGGCUGUUCAACCUGGAUGUCCCGGAGAACAGGAGGUGCUACGUGAAGGUGCGGGCCUUCCGCAGCGACCGCUUCAUGUCCAGCGAGCAGGUGGAAGGGGUGGUGGUGACCCUCAUCAACAUGGAGCCCACGCCGGGGUACUCCUCCAACCCCCGCUCCUGGGGCCGAUUCGACAGCGUGAUCACCGGUCCCAACGGCGCCUGCCUGCCGGCCUUUUGCGACGACCAGAAAGCAGAUGCUUACUCCGCCUACGUUAUGGCCAACCUCGGCGGAGAGGAGCUGGAGGCAGUCCCAUCAUCUCCUAAAUUCAAUCCCAACACUAUCGGAGUUCCACAGCCCUACCUGAGCAAGCUCAAUUACAGGCGGACAGAUCAUGAAGACCCCAGGGUGAAGAAGACUGCUUUUAGCAUCAACGUGGCAAAGCCCGGCGCCAAUGUGGCUGAUGAGGGUAACGGCCCCAUUUACUCUUUUGAUAACCUGAAGGAGUGUGAGGAGGCCCCUUUCAAUGCGGGGCAUUUCCGCUUCUACAGGGUGGAGGGGGAUCGGUAUGACUACAACACAGUGCCUUUCAACGAGGACGACCCCAUGAGCUGGACGGAGGACUACCUGAGCUGGUGGCCGAAGCCCAUGGAGUACCGAGCCUGCUACAUCAAGGUCAAGAUCAACGGCCCCCACGAGAUCAACGUGCGCUCCCGCAACAUGGGCGGCACCCACCCCAGGACGGUGGGCCAGCUGUACGGCAUCCGGGAUACCCGCAGCAUCAAGGACAUGGACAAGCCCAGUGUCUCGGCCGUUUGCCUGGAGUUCAAGUGCAGCGGGAUGCUCUAUGACCAGGACCGAGUCGACCGCACGUUGGUGAAGGUGAUACCCCAGGGGAGCUGCAAGAGGGACAGUGUGGGACCCAUGCUGCAGGAGUACCUGGUCAACCACUUGCCGCUGGCUGUCAACAAUGACACCAACGAGUUCACCAUGCUGGCCCCGCUUGACCCUCUGGGCCACAACUAUGGCAUCUAUACCGUGACCGACCAAGAUCCCCGCACAGCCAAGGAAAUCGCCCUGGGGCGCUGCUUCGAUGGCACCUCUGACGGUGCCUCUCGGGUGAUGAAGAGCAACGAGGGGGUGGCCCUCACCUUCACCUGCACUGACCGGGAGGUGACCCGACAGAGCGUCUUCCAGGCCCUGCAGAACUCCCCGGGACAGUCUCUGGUCGGCGCUGUUCAGGCAGGCAGAAGCAACAGGAGGCAGAGGGGGGGCCAGGCAGCAGUCCGUAGCAGCCGCAGGCGCAGUACCCGAAACCCAUUCCCCGUACGCAGUAGAACCUCGGGUUGAGUCCCAAAGGCUAAGUCCCUGCAACAGGUCUGUGGGAUGAGUUCCCAGGCUGAGUCUGCUGACUGAGUCUCUGGGGUUGAGUCCUCAUCCUACAACCCUGUGAUUGAGUCCUCUGGUUGAGUCCCAGGGCUGAGUAUCGGGGCUGAGUCCCCAGGCUGCAGUCCGGCAGCUCCUCUCACACCACAGACAUAAAACAGCCCAGCAGGUUACUUCUCAGCCUGGAAUCCAUGAGUUUCCCCCAUGAAAUAAUGACAGUCUUACAUGUAGGUUUCUAGAUUUCUGCUUUUGUUUUCUGU